AUGGACCCGCUGUCUAUCAUCGCCAGUAUUGCAGGCAUUGUAACGACAGGUACAUCACUCUCAAAAGCGAUAUACCACUUUAUCUCCUCGACUCGUGGUGCCUCGCGUGAGAUGGUCGACAUAGCGCGCAAUAUCUCGGAUCUAUCUUGCAUUCUUUCCGAACUUCGUCGUGUACUUCAAGAAAGCGCCGAUCUGUGCAGUCGUAAGCUUCUUCGUCGGAUAAAGUCGGCAACUCGUCGUAUUUCCGCGAUACAUGAUGACAUCUAUGCGCUCAUGGACAGCAUUAGGGGCUUUCAAACCUUUAGAUGGAGCCUGAAGCGGUCAGAAGUGCAGUAUAAGCUAACUCUGAUUGAGAGCCAUAAAACUGCAAUCCAGUUGAUGCUCAACAUUUUAAUUCUUGCGGCGACAACAAGAAAGGAAGCACAAUCUCAAGUCACCCAGACAACGUCGACCAGUGAAGACAAGCCCAGUGAAUCAGCGUCAGAGCUCCCUCUCCUUCGCCAGCAGUCAGAGACUCUCGCCUACGCAGCCUCUCAUUGUCUGGUUGAUCUCUCAGAAAACCAGGAUCUCGAGACUAGCCGAUCAUCAAGCCAGCCAAAGACCGAUUCAGGCAGUGAUAAUGACGACGCCUCGGGACAGGUUCAGACCCGUGGUCAUGGGUCAUCCGACGGGACAGGCCGAUGGCUUUUUGAACUUAUAUUCGAAAGCUACCCCAAGAACGGUCAUGACUCAGACACUAAUGAACAGGACGGCGGAGAAGCAGAUGAAGGUACAGCUUCUGAUAGAACGGACCUCGUAGUGCGAACGCCAGCGGAAUUGCAAAUAGCCAUUUACGAACCAGGAGCAGGUCAAAUUCUCAUCGACAGACUUCUAGCAGACUGGACAUGUCUUUAUAACGACGAGGUUACUGGAAACUUUGUAUACAAGCCUGAAACAGAAAAUGUGAGACCUAGUAGUCCCGCUUCCGCACAAAAAGAUGCAGUCAUCCGUUUUAAAGACGCCGUGGGCCGAAAGUUCACGUUUCCAUACCAUCUUGUUAAGAAAUGGGAGGCAUGUUGUAUCUUCCUAUCUGGACAACGUCUUGAUACUGACUGCCGCAGGGCAUGGAGGAGAUGA
This is a messenger RNA of Fusarium fujikuroi IMI 58289, 1116 nucleotides long. RefSeq lists its product as uncharacterized. The coding region runs from base 1 to 1116 and encodes 371 amino acids. Lineage: Eukaryota; Fungi; Ascomycota; Sordariomycetes; Hypocreales; Nectriaceae. The transcript is spliced from 2 exons. The record is from RefSeq and is a predicted model, not a curated record.